CAGUGAGGUAUAGCAAGGUUAGCUCGCUUCUUCCUUCAUUCUAUAUUUCGAAACGGAAAUCUACAAUAGUUUGAAAACACCUUUAUCAAAACUGGGCAGCUGUUACUGUGUCCCAUUUGACCAGAAUGGAGGGCAAAAUGAUCGGACCUGGUCCGUAUAGAGCAACAAAAUUGUGGAAUGAAACUAUCAAGCUCUUCCGUGGAGGCAUGCCACUGAAAAGACACUGGGCCUACUUUCGUAGCUAUGACAACAGCUUUACUGGAUCCGAGGCUGUUGAUUGGCUGCAUGAGCUGCUGAAGCGGAACCAUAACUUCGGGCCAGAAGUUACCCGCUACCAGACCCUACAACUGCUCAGGAAAUUCAUGAAGAACCAUGUAAUUGAGGAUAUCAAAGGCCGCCAUGGAAAAGAGGACUUUGAGGACAAUGGUCAAGUCUACAGGUUUCCUCAUACGUCUCCCCUAAAGCCCGUGCCCCAGCGUCCCCCGGUGUCGGAGAACUGCGACAUGCCUCGGCUCAUUCGCUGGGACGACUAUGAGGAGCUGGCCCAGCCAGAGAAGAUCCCCCUGAAGCCUCUGGUCCUGAAUUCCGAGACGUGGAACAAGCGACACAGCAUCGCCAUCGGAGAGGUGCAUGAGUGCAAACUCAUACGGAGAAGGGACGUCACCCCAAAGCAAGUCGACCAGAUCUGGAAGUCAUUGACCAUCGUACAUACUCCUAGUUUACAGAGGGUGCUGGGCCUCAAGACGAUGGAUGGAGUGUUGGACUCCAAACACAUAAAUGCGAAGCACAUCGUUCACAACGUAUUCAGUGUCAACAGCACAGGGAUAGUCAUUCUAAAGAACAAAACAGAGGAUAUGCCCUAUUGGGUUUUAUCAGCGAUGAAGUGCCUAGCCAAAUGGCCCAAUGGUAGUGAGACCAAGCAGCCCAUGUACCCAGGGUUUGAGCGGGAUGUGUUGCGGACUGUGGCAGAGUACUUCCAGAGACUCAAAGAGCCACUGUUGACGUUCCAGCUUUAUGAAGUCUUUGUCAACAUCCUCAGUCUGCUACAGCAGGAGGCAGUAGCCGUGGAGGCGCUCCAGGUUUGCAGUCUUCUGCUCCCUCCAGCCAAUCGCCGCCGGCUCCAGCUGCUUCUGCGCCUCAUGGCCCGGGCCUGCCACAACCCCGCCCUCCCCCCGCUCAAUGACACCAUAGCAACGCGCACCCUGAUGGUGCAGACGUUCUCGCGCUGCGUCCUGGGCUCCGCGGAGGAGGUGGACCUGGACGAGCUGCUGGCCACCAGGCUGGUCACCUUCAUGUUGGAGCACCACGACACGGUCCUCACGGUCCCGUCCGUCCUGCACAGUCUCGUGGAGGAUCACCUGUCCCACCUCAGGAGGGUACAGAUCAAGUACGCAGGUGCUGAUGCCGACGCCUCCCUGGUGUCCCCCUCAUACUGCCGGCAGAUCAGCAGGGCACAGUUUGAGGAGCAGAGAGUCUCGGGCUCCCAGGGGCCCAUGCAGGAGCUGCUGGAGGGCCUCAUUGCAGACACCGAGCUCUCAGCCAAGGACAAGAGAAAGAGACUCAAGCAGGUGCCCCCCGCACUCCUUCCCCGUUCCAGAAGUCCUAUCCUGAGAUCUACCGAAGGCGGUUCCCCACAGCGGAGAGCGAGGCCGUCGUCCUGCCAGAAAAAGCACCGCGGCUUAAACCGCAACUCAUGCUGCUCACCCUGAAGAAACCCUUCCAGCCUUUUCAGAGGAGCUGGAGCUUUAGGGCCUGAGCUUUCAACACCUUGCCAGUUUGACCUUGGCAGUGUGGCCAAGAAACAGUGAGGAUUAUGGGUAUUGGAGUGUUUAGAUGUCACUCUGAAGCAGGUCAUUGUGAAUUCACAGGGGUCAAGUGGCAAUGGCUGAAAUAGUGUUGUCCUCUGUGACUUUUCUAUUAAUAGUUUGGUCUGAAAAAGGGAUAUUACGAAUCUAUAACAGGCAGCUUGAUGUGUUAGCCAACAUCAAAACUCUAUAGGCAACGAAUGGACCAAGACAGUGGAACAAUGAUGUACAGUAUGUUUAAAGAAAUGGUCACUACGGGUGUAAUUAUCAGUUUCUGUGUCAUGAUGCUUUCUGCUGGUCACGGUCCACCAAGUGCAUUUCAAUUGGCCAUUGGGGUCCCUGUAUGUAUUAUUUGAUGAAUGAGAUCUUUUAUAGAACAGAUGUAAUGCUACUGAAGGGCUGGAAUAUUUCAAUGUCAAUAUAUCAGUCAUCAAUGAUGUGUCACUUAAUUUUGUAGUAUUUCGAAAUCAUCCCGUUUACACUGAGGUCUUCUGAAUAGAACUGCAUAUUGCUUUUGACAGUUUAGUCACUUCACAAGAUAAUACUUUUUUUAAAUCAACUAAGUUCGGUACUGAAUUUCAGUAAUGAAUAAUCUGUAAAAUCUGAACUAUGUUCAUGAGCAUUGUCUUCCAUCUGUUUGUCUAAUUACACUGUAAAUGAUAAGUGCCAGUUUAUUUUGUAUUUUGUUGUUUCUAAUUUUUACAUAUUCAUGAGAAAUCAUUUCCCACAUAGACAAGCAGGUUUGUUUGUCCCUUCUGUUUAUUUCCGGGUAAUUCGGUACUGUACCUAUUACUAGCUACAACAUGCUCUUUGCUUUCUCCGUCUUGUCUGGCAGUGUUGUUUAUACCAGAUGUUUAUUUAAUUUCAUGAUAGAAAAUAUAGCACUGGAUAAUUUUAUACUGAUUAUAUCACUACAAGUAUUUUCCAUUAGUGGAUACAUGAUAGAACGCUGGAAUUUGAAAAUGUUAGUGGAUACAUGAUAGAACGCUGGACUUUUUACUGUUACACACUUACUGUUGUUAGUGAGUGGCUGCUCUAAUAUUUGUGAUGGCAUGAAUAAAAAGGAGGAAUACAAGAAAUGUGAAAAAAGUGGUUCAGUCAAAUUGAAUUCAUUCAAAUAUACGUACUUUACAGUAUGAUGGUACUCAAGGGUUAAAAAAAGUUGCAUACUGUAUGCUGUUGCUCUGUUGUGUUGUGGUGCCACAAGAUGGCAGUGUUGAGUUACGCAAUUGCUUGAACACUGAGGAUUUAAUGAUGAAUUGCAAUACAUUUAUAUAACCUUUCAAACACCAAUACACAUUGAAAUGAGCCUUUUGCUGGAAACUAGUUUGACUAGUCAAAAAAUGUGGUAUUUCUGUGUAAGUGUGAUAGUUUUAAAUAUAUUAUAACGUCCUAUACUGUUUCGAAACAGGAAGCUUUGGUGUACCUUGCAAACACUUUAUGCUGGCAAAAUCUUAUGUUGUUAUACCUGAAAUAAAGGC
Molecule: messenger RNA, 3286 nt
Organism: Esox lucius (northern pike)
Lineage: Eukaryota; Metazoa; Chordata; Actinopteri; Esociformes; Esocidae
Gene: depdc1b
Product: DEP domain containing 1B
Exons: 11
Coding region: 126-1709 (527 amino acids)
Biological process (GO): intracellular signal transduction
Source: RefSeq, a predicted model, not a curated record